AGAAGCAGGCAAGAGGCAGGUCCCAGAGUUACAUCUAAGCUCCGCCUCCACCACCACCAUCACCACCACCGCUACCACCACCACCACGAUGCCUCACAUGACCGGCCGCCAGUGUUAUCUUGACUGUCGUGGAGUGAGGGUGUUCGCUUCUCUUCCGCGGGAGUCCUCGUGUUAAGGUUCCCGCCGUGCGUGUCUAAAACACAAGGAAACUGAUUAGCGAGUUGGCAGUUUUCGGGAAAGUGAGAGAGAGAGAGAGAGAGAGAGAGAGAGAGAGAGAGAGAGAGAGAGAGAGAGAGAGAGAGAGAGAGAGAGAGAAAAGUAAAAAAAAAAACACGCAGAAAAAGGAAAAGAGAAAACACGGAGGAGGAAGAGAAGAGAAGAGGUGAAGGCUGAGGAAAACACCGCCAGAUUCUCCUCCUUCGGUGCAGAACAACAGUGAAAAUAGUGCUAAUAAAAGAAAGAAAGAAAAAAAGUUAGUGUACUCGUCUUUACAGAACAAAAAAAAAAUAAAGAAAGAAAAAUAGAUAAAAAAUAAACACUUGUACUAAAAAUAGAAAAAAUAAUAUAAGUGACAAUUGGCAAACCAGCAAAUUUAACUCCUUGACAAAGACAAUGGCGAAAGAGCAGUAAGGAAAACCACCAGGUAGUAACACCAAACCUCCCAUGCAUGUUACUAACCCCACACCAAGCAGUCAUAUCCUCCCACGGUGACACACACGCCCCCUGGAAGAUGCCCUGAGUAAACAAGCAUACCCCUUUGUCAGCAGUAUGAGGGCGGGGUCUGUUUGGCCUCACACCUGCCUUAAUUGGCCCCACAACCCCCUCAGAGCUCGGGACAUGCUUACGUGAAGAGGUCCCGCUAUGGCCUCGCCCGGGCGUAAACUGGCGGCCGGCAAGGAGACGCUGCACAAGAGUAACAGUGAUCCAGUUCGCCGCAUUCAUCGUCAGUACGCCAAGAACAGGGGAGGAGGUGGCACGCCCGUCUCUCGCUGCUUCCUCAAUCUCGAUGGGUACUCGUAUGUCAUAGUCGCAAGCCCCCCGGAGAAGAAGAAGGACUCGGCGGAGGAGUCAAGCGCCCCCCCGCCUCCCUCCAGCAAGAAUGGGCAGCUCUCUAAACAAGGCUCCCUCACCAUCCUCCGGCGCUCCAGCAGCAGGACUCUGAGUGGCCGUGGUCCGCGGAACUCCUCCCAGAGCGAUGUGGACGCAGCAGACGCCGUGGACCUCCUGCAGGACGCUCUCCCUGCAGUGGACACGCCGGAGUCCUGCGAGAAGGCCGCGCUCAGGUUACGUGCCCUUCUGCGCCACCUACAGGAGGGCGAGGUGGCGGUGGGCGUCCUCCAGAAGAACCUGCAGUAUGCCGCCGAUGUGCUGGACUCAAUAUAUGUGGAGGAAAAUAACAGGUCUGAGACGACGAAGGAUCGAGCUAUUACCAUCAGCCUGGGACCCCCCACCAAGAAGGGGCGUCGACCCCCCCUCUCCGCCGUCGCUCUUGCCUCCAGGCGCCAUGUGGGAGACGAGGAGGACGAGUUGUCUGAGGUGGAGCCCGAUGCGGUGCCGCAGGAGGUGAGGGAGUGGCUGGCCUCAACCUUCACGCGUCAGCUCAACACCUCACGCAGAAAGACGGACGAGAAGCCAAGGUUUAGGUCCGUGGCCAAUGCAAUCCGCGCGGGUAUCUUCGUGGAACGGAUCUACAGACGCCUUUCCUCGGCCACCUUCCUGCAGCUUCCCCCAGAGGUCACCCGCAUCCUGAAGAGUGUGGAUGAAUGGAACUUUGAUGUGUGGCGGCUACAAGAGGCCAGCGCCAACACUCCCCUCAGGUGCCUCGCCUACGAGCUCCUCAACCGCUAUGGUCUCCUGCACAAGUUCAAGAUGCCGCCUGCCACACUGGAGACCUUCCUGACGCAGGUUGAGAACGGCUACUGCAAGUACAAGAACCCGUACCACAACAACGUGCAUGCGGCUGACGUGCUUCAGACCAUGCACUACAUGCUCUCCCAGACUGGCCUCAUGAACUGGCUGAAUGACGUUGAGAUCCUCGCCACUCUGGUCGCAGCGCUCAUCCACGACUUUGAGCACACCGGCACCACCAACAAUUUCCACGUCAUGUCAGGCUCUGAGACGGCCAUCCUUUACAAUGACCGGGCCGUGUUGGAGAACCACCAUAUCUGUGCCGCCUUCAGGCUGCUGCGCGCUGAGGAACACAACGUCCUGGUGAACCUGUCACGGGAGGAGUACAGGGAGUUCCGCAGCUUGGUGAUUGAGAUGGUGCUGGCCACAGACAUGUCCUCCCACUUCCAGCAGAUCAAGGCCAUGAAGGCAAUGUUGGCACUGCAGGACACCAGCCUGGACAAAUCCAAGGCCCUGUCCCUCGUCCUGCACUGUUGUGAUAUCUCCCACCCAAGCAAAAACUGGGUGUUGCAUGAGCGCUGGACCACUCAGCUGCUGGAGGAGUUCUUCCGGCAGGGUGACAAGGAGAGGGAGCUCGGCCUGCCCUACUCCCCCCUGUGUGACCGCAACAACACCCUGGUGGCCGAGAGUCAGAUUGGUUUCAUUGACUUCAUCGUUGACCCGAGUCUGGGUGUGUGUGGCGACCUGCUGGACAAGGUGGCAGCGCUGUCCGUGCCACCGUCCACACCAACCAUCGCUGAGGAGCCACACAAUGAGCCAGGCGGCCCCAUCAAGCGGCCAGUGCGCCCUGGGGGAGUGGUGGGCGUGGAGGUGCGGCGGCCCUGGCAGGACUGUCUGGCCGCCAACAAGGCCCGCUGGAAGGAACGAGCCAUGAAAGAUGCUGAGAUCCGUGCCGAGAUGGCCCUCAGGAACGAGAAGGUGAACGGCGAGUCUGGAGAGGGGGAAGGGGAAGGGGACAGCCCUGAGGACACCAUUGAGGAAGAGGAGGGGGAAGGGGCAAAGGGUGAGGCAAGUAAUGAGGAGAAUGGUGAGUAAAUGUCUGAAGGCUUGACCUGAAGUCUCUGAAAAUACAAACUUAAUAUUAUUAUACCGCAGUGUUUGUCAUCUUUUCUUUGUCUCAGCUUUGUACGGAUUCCAAGUGAUUGUUUGUUAUUGUUUGUUUUGAAAGGUGUCUAGUAUUAAGGUAACUGCUCCCGGGAGUAUUACAGAGACACUUUGUAGAUUUUGGUGUUCAUUUGCAGCUUGUAGUUAAAAUCUCACGAGACAAAGUGUGACGCUGAAUCACAAAAUAACAAAAAAAAAAACAAAUAUAUAAAAGAUAAAAAUGAUAGCCAGUUUGAAUCGCAAGACUACUAACUCAUCAUGUCAACAUUCUCACAUUGUGAUCUGAAUAAAGAAAACUUGACUGUGAUGGAAAUUUUUCAAGAGUAAUAAUUUUCAAAGGCUUCAUAUCUCACACUCCUUCAUGUAUCUAUCUACUGUUCAAUGAUCUUCAGCUGUAGGUCUUACAAUAGAUGCCAUUUACUGUAGCCAGGCGCAAACAUUUCUAUCAACUCUACACUGUGGAGGCAGCACAAUCUGUUAUCACUAGAAGUAGAGGACGUAGGUAUGCACUUAUCUCUCGUCAGUCUCUUGUUUGUACACUUUGCAUUAAGUGACCUACCACAAGUGAGGGUCAGCCAGGGUCAUGGUAGGGUCAGGGGCCACACCUGCCUCUCCGGGUACAAAUUUACUUUUCCUCGCAAAAUUCACUUGUGCGGAUUGGUGCUGGAAGUGUUGCUUGUGACUCCAAAUGUUGAGGAAUUAUGUAUUGAUGGUUUCAGUCAUUUCUGUAUUGACUGUGCCGGGAAAAUAAGUCUGUUAACCCUUUCACUGCUUUAUGACUCAUGGUGUCUUGAUUCUCUUCCUCACAAACCACUCUGAAAAGUUUGUUUUUAGUUUUCCAGCAGCCUCUAGGAAUUCUACUGGCAAGAUACUGGAAAAUCUAUUAUUUCCAUUCUUUUUUCUGUUUUGUGGAUGCUUGUGAAGAUUUUGUACCUUGCCUUUAGUGCAGUGAACUGUUGAUGUCGCAGUGGAAGGGUUACAUAAAGCGGUAAUGAUUUGGCAGGUGGGAAGGACAGAUUAGAGGCAAUGUAUGUAUUACUGAUACUUUGCUAAAUUGUGAUACUCUUUGUUCUUGUGUUCAGGCACAUUACAAACUUAAUUAUCAUAGCUAACAUGUGUGUAGGAUGAUGUGAAAGGCGGGCAAGUGUUGGGCUCAAAUUAUUGUUUAUCCUUCUCUAAGAUAUCUUGUCAGACAUUCAGUUUGUGUGUGGUCAGUAAUUUGAUACAGAGAAACACUGGAAAGUACUGACUAACUAUAUGGAAAAUUAACAGCCACUGAAGUAUCUCAUGUUAAACACCAAUUUGAACCAACGCUCGUCCGACUCACUAUAAUGAUGUACGUAUAGUGAAAAUGUUACAUGCAUUAUCAGGCUGAACAUCAUACUCAUUAUGUGUGCUGGACCAUUUGUGCAUUCUAUAAUACAUUGAAAAUUGGGUUCUUUUAUGUAGGAAUUGUACUUAAUUUGAGAUAUAUAUUGGAUAUCUUGUAGUAGGUAGUGAUAAGUGCAUCAAAUUAUGAAAAAAAUAUUAGGUGCUAUGUUGUCAUUUAAAAAGCAUUGGAAAAACAAGUGUCGAAAAAGUUAUGUUGUUAUUCAUCUACAAAGAGGAAGAAUAGAAAUAAGGCAAUAUAGUUUAGGAAAGGUUAAGAAUAAGAACAUGCUUUCUGGCUUAGUAUAGAUUUCUAAAAUUGAUCUUCUUAAACAUUGAAGCAAAUAAUUUAAGUUUGACCAAGUAAGCAGCUAUACACCUUCAAAAAUGCACUUAUAUAUAUAUAUGUAUACAAUGGGGAGGGAGGGGGAGGGCUAAGAAUGGCAAAAAUAUUUAAUUUCUUACUGAAUUCUGAAUCACAGUAGAUAGUGUAGACUUGUUGAAGUAAGUUACAGUUGCAGCUGGUUGAAGUAGUAAAUCUGGCAUAACAUUUAUGCUCUCGGCUGAUCAGCUGUGUGUGGUACUGUGGGAAAGCGGGUAUUUGUCAGCACCAGGACUGAGGGUUCCCUUCUUGUGGCACGGCAGACAUUCCUUCUUGGAGGAGGUCGCCGCCCCGCCUUGACCGGCCACCAGACAGUGACCAAGGCGGGGCAGUGAAAGCUUCUUGUUUGUGUGUAUCCACCUCAGACUCAUCCCUAGGUAACAAUUGCAAUGGUUCAUGUCACUUAUGGUGUUGUUCCUUUGAAGCGUUCAUGUUUGUAUCACUUACUUACUCCAUUGAUGUUGUUCCUUUUUAGCAUACUUGUGUUACUCCUUGUUUGUGUGAGUGUGGUGUGGUGAUUAGUCCAGGAUGUGUGUGUGUGUGUGUGUGUGUGUGUGUGUGUGUGUGUGUGUGUGUGUGUGUGUGUGUGUGUGUGUGUGUGUGUGUGUGUGUGUGUGUGUAAACUACCUCAUGUGUCAAGCACAGUCUGGGUAGUGGAAAAAAAAACUAAUACCAAAGUGGGUGACAAAAUAUAAUUAAGUGUUCCACUGAUGUAUUUCUUAGGUUUAAUGUUUUAUUAUUAUUACUCUUGCAGUUUCAUUGUGCAAUAUCCAGUGAAUCUGUGUGUGUGUUACUGCUCUUUUUAGCCAUUUUGUCAACAAGUUCCUGAGACAUUUUCCAGCGAGUGCUUCACAGUAUAACCAUGCAGACAGAUGUACUAAUAAUGUUAACUCUUUCUGAACAUUCAUUUACUCUCUACAUGAAGUAACAAUCUGUGCCUUCAAACACAGAUCCCAUAGCAUAUAAGCUCAAAUUAUUACACCAGUCAGCCAUCAUACAAAAAUUAUGAAAACCACACUAGAAAAGCACCUCAAUAAAUAUUAAAGAAAGAUGUAGCUAAUGAAAGAAUUGAAGUAACUUGUUUGAUUCCUGUGCAGUUAUGAUGGCAUAUGAGACCCUUUAGAGAGAGCUUAGUCAAAGAAAGGCAGUAGUAACAUCUUGAAAGAGUAGAAAGGGAGAACUAUAAGUAGACGUUUGAAGUUCUUAUUUGCAAAGGUUACUUGGAAAUUAAAUCAAGUCAGAGGUCCAAUAAUCUAUUGUUUAAUUGAAGUGAAUAGUGAGAGAGAUGUCUGGUGUAUGAGGAGAAUAAAUGGAAAUGUGGUGAAAGAGUGCAUGGAAGAUUUGAUGUCAAGCAACACUGACGGCAUGAAAUGUGGAGUGGUGGUAGUGAAGAAAUGUGGUGUUCUUUAUUGUGUGUG
This is a messenger RNA of Portunus trituberculatus (swimming crab), 6180 nucleotides long. RefSeq names its product calcium/calmodulin-dependent 3',5'-cyclic nucleotide phosphodiesterase 1-like. NCBI's taxonomy places the organism in Eukaryota, Metazoa, Arthropoda, Malacostraca, Decapoda, Portunidae. Gene Ontology annotation, biological process: signal transduction. The record is from RefSeq and is a predicted model, not a curated record. The coding region runs from base 862 to 2943 and encodes 693 amino acids. The transcript has 16 exons. Gene Ontology annotation, molecular function: 3',5'-cyclic-AMP phosphodiesterase activity.